UGGUCAAGAAUGAUUGUUGGCAAUGUUGUGAAAAAAAGUUAGCCUUUAAUUCAAUUCAAAAAGCCUACUAUGUUCUAGGCAUUAUGCAUACAAAAACAAAAAAAGAAAUAACUACCUUCAAGAAAUUACAAUUCUGCUGGGAGGAAAUGAAACCUAUAAUAGGAAAUCAAUUUAAAUAGAUACAUAAUUAAUACAACUCUCACUGGGGAAACUUCUUGCAUAGUAACUGGGGGAAGUACUAGCAAAUAGGGAACUCAGGAAAAGUCCUUUGCAGGUGAGUUGCACUACUUAAGAACAAGGAUGUCAUUUCAUCUUUUUGAUUGCAGAGCCUAGUACUAGCAAAGCUGAUACGGGAUUUUUAAAAACUUCUUUUUGAUGGGGAUGAUAUGGAUCUCACACAUGGAUGUGAGAAAUCCCUCUACUAAUUUAGGUCACAGUUCAUAACUUGGUAGAUAAGUCUUGGUUAAAGGUCUAGAGAGAUUGUGAAUCCUGCUUGUUAAUAUCCUAGUAGCAAAUAUCAAAGUAAAAUAUUUGAAUUGGGAUCUUCUUGAAUCCAAGUCCAGGACUCUGUUAAUCAUACCACACACAGCAUUCUCUUUAUUUCAUUAUGGUACCUCUCCCCUGAAUGCACUUGCUGCUCAAUUCUGCAAAUUGUUCAAUUAGUCAAUAUAACAGUAAAAUCAGAAAAAAACCUAUUAAUUUAUCACUAGUUGGUAUCAUGAAAGAAUCAUAUUGAAACAAAAGCCAAGAGUUCAGUGGUUGUAGUGUAGAUAAAAUGUUAGUAACAACUCAGAUUUAUAAGCCCACCUUUGAGAUUACAAUGUUCUUAAUAUCUUAUUUGAUCCUCACAACAACCUAGUGCAGCAAAUAGAGCAAAUGAUAAUAACCUUAUAUUAUAGAUGAAGAAGCUGAAUUGUGAAGUUUAAGUGACUGGGGCAAAGUCACCAUAGUCAGGACAGAGCUAGGACUCUGGUCAAGUGACUUUAAUUCUUGAAAGCUUAAAUUCUCUCAUCUGUAAAAAGGGAAGGAUAAUGAUUCCAAGUCUAGAAUUUUUAAAGGAAAUUAAGGGUUGCUGUUGUUAAGUUGUAUUUAACUAUGACGCUACUUGAGGUUUUCUUGACAGAACUAUUGAGGUGAUUUGCCGUUUUCUUCUCCAGUUUAUUAUGUAGAUAAGGAAAUUGGCAAACAGGAUUAAGUGGCUUUCCCAGGAUCACAUAGCUAUAAAGAGUCUACAGCUGGAUUCAAAUUUAGGAAAAUUAAUCUUCUAGACUUCACUCUCCCACAUUUUAUCCACGUUGCUAUAAUUAGCAGAUAAAAUAAUAUUUUAUAUUUACAUAAUAUUUAUUUACAUAUUUACACAAUGCAAAUAUCUCUUCCACUCUAAAUCUAUGAGUUCAAAGGUAAAGAGACUUAAUCAAGUCCUCAGUUACUAGCACAGAUAGAACUUCAUUAUCUUUUAGUCGCAGAAUAAAUGAAGUGAGAUAUGGCUCCAAAGGUGACAUUUUCCACUAAAGGACAUUAUCAGUUUUUAACAGCAUCAAGUAUUAGAAUCUUUUUAUUUUGUCUUUUGGAAACUGGAAGGUGAAAAUUGACCCACGAUUUGCCACUUAAAAAAAAAAAACACACACACAAAACAAAUUGGGAGUUGUCCCUCAGCCCCACUGGCUCUUAGGAAUAGCCCUGACCUAUUGCUAAACUUUGUUUUUUCUUUCAAUAGUAUUUUCUUUUUCCAAUUAAUUACAUUUAAAGAUAGUUUUCAACAUUUAUUUUUGUAAGAUUUUGAGUUUCAAUUUUUUUUUCUCCCUUCCUCGCUUAUUUUCCCCUCCCCAAGAAAGAAAGCAAUCUGAUAUAGGUUAUACAUGUACAAUCAUUUAAAAUAUAUUUCCAUAUUAGUCAUGUUAUGAAAGAAAAAUCAGAACAAAAAGGAAAAACCAUGAGAAAGAAAAAGCAAACAAAAAAAGUGAAACUAGUAUGCUUUCAACUGCAUUCGGUUCUCUCUCUGGUGGAGAUGGCAUUUACUAUCCCAAGUCUUUUGGAAUUGUGUUGGAUCACUGUAUUGUUGAGAAGAGCUAAAUCCAUCAUAGUUGAUCAUCACAUAAUCUUGCUAUUACUGUGUACAAAUAUUCUCCUGGUUCUGCUCCCUCCACUCAGAAUCAGUUCACAUAAGUCUUUCCAGGCUUUUCUAAAAUCACCCUGCUCAUCAUUUCUUAUAGAACAAUAAUAUUCCAUUACAUCCAUAUACUUAUUCUAUCGCCUUGCACUUUAUUUUCAUUGUCUACAAGAUAUCAGGUAUCUUUCAGAGGCAGCCUGCUCUUGAGGAUCUGAAAAUCAGAUUAAUCAUAUACUUGUCAUUUUCUUCCUUCGCAAGUGGGGGCGGGGUGGAUGAGUCAGGUUUCUUAUAUUUUCCUUUCCGUUAUCACAUCAUUAUAAAUGCCUAGGGGGCCUCUACUGCCUGAUCCACUCUUCAGGUCUUCUUAGUGGAAGAGUCCAGGGAUCGAUUUUUUCCCCCCUCAAAAUAUUCGGCUUCCGAAGCUGUGUAAACCACAAAACCAAGCCCAGCAGAGUCCGCAGAAAGUAAUUCCGCUCCACUUUUCUCUAUUGAUUCUCAUGCCCAUCGUUUCUCCAAGGAGUCAUUUAUUUCUUCCAAUAGUUGGCUUGGAGUUCUUGGAAUAAGAGCUGAAAUGAGCUACCAAAAAAAGGUGGGGGGAAUGGAAUGGUUAAGAAGCAAAGGCCAGCUGUUUAGGUGAUAAGCCAUAUUAGCUCGUAAUAAACGAUUCCGCUUGCUCAAUCUGGUUGGUCUCGGCGGGUGAGAUUACCCCCUCUGCUCUCGCUACAAUCUUUACUUUCCUCGGUCUUCGGAGGCCGGGUCAGUCUAAUUGGACGACCGACCCUCCCAUGGCAGCUGCCACCCGGGCCCCAGGCGAGAACCUCUGGAUGCCUGCCCGGGAAUGAUUGGGCAGCCCCCAAAGCCAAGGCAGGGUCAAGGCCGCGGCUCCUCCCACCCACUGGGCAAUGGCCAGCUCAAGGUGCCCUCAGGCUGCAGCCUGGUUAGUGGCCGCGGGCUCUCGGACAGGCUCCCCAAGUACGCGGAGCGGGAGCAGCGCGGGCGCACCGGGGCUGGGGGCGGGGGCGGGGGCGGAGGCGCCGGGUUUCCGACUUCCUGAAGGUAUAGGAGAGGAGCACCCGCAGGCAGCACCCGAGAUCGGGCUGGCUCCGCUGCCCUCCUCCCACCUGCCCCGGCGGCGGUAACGGUCCGGUGAUAUCAGGUUUGCAUCCAGCCGACUGACUGACCGACGCACCGACCGACGGACACACGUGUCCCGCGCAGGCCAUGAAGGUUCAGUUUGCCCCACUAAACCUCCCCCUGGAGAGGAGGCUGCAGACCGCUGCGGUACUCCAAUGGGUUUUCUCCUUCCUCCUACUGGGGCAGCUAUGUUGUGGACUCUUGGUGAUGCUGCUUUAUAAAAACUACUGGUUUAUCUAUAUCCCCUAUUUAACAUGGCUCUACUUUGACUGGAAGACUCCAGACUCAGGAGGCAGGAGGUUUGACUGGGUCAGAAGUUGGACUGUUUGGAAGUACUUUAGGGAAUAUUUUCCAAUGCAUCUCAUCAAAACAGUGGAUUUGGAUCCAAGUCACAACUAUAUAUUUGGAUUUCAUCCCCAUGGAGUGCUUGUUGCCGGGGCAUUUGGAAACUUUUGUACAAACCAUUCGAAUUUCAAGGAACUAUUUCCAGGUUUUACUGCAUAUCUUCACACACUUCCCUAUUGGUUCCGAUGUCCUUUCUUCAGAGAAUACCUCAUGAGCAGUGGAGCAGUCUCGGUUUCCAAACAGUGUGUAUCUCAUGUGCUAAGCAAGGAGGAAGGUGGAAACAUUUCAGUCAUUGUGCUUGGGGGAGCAGAAGAGUCACUGGUUGCACAUCCUGGAAGUUUUACUCUGUUUAUCAGACAAAGAAAAGGGUUUAUUAAAAUGGCUUUGACACAUGGGGCUUAUUUGGUUCCUGUGUUUUCUUUUGGUGAGAAUGAAUUGUUUAAACAAGUCAACAAUCCUGAAGGCUCAUGGCUUAGAGCUGUCCAAGAGAAACUGUACAAAAAAGUAGGCUUUACAGUGCCAUUAUUUCAUGCCAGAGGAAUUUUUCAGUACAAUUUUGGCCUGAUGCCCUACAGAAAACCUAUUUUUACUGUUGUGGGCCACCCUAUCCCUGUUCGACAGAAUCUGCACCCCACACCAGAACAGAUUGAUGAAUUGCAUCAGACCUACCUGGAGGAAUUAAGAAAAUUAUUUGAGAAUCACAAAAGAAAGUAUGGAAUCUCAGAACAGGAAACUCUCAUUUUUAAAUAAACAUGGCUGUGGAAGGUGUCAAAGACGUCACAAGAACUUUCUGGCAUUGAAAGAACUGUCUCUGAAUCCAUAACAACUGGUGCCUGUCAAAGACUAUGUUGUGCAUUUAAUGAGUGUUUAAGUUAUAAGAGGGCCUGGAUUUUUUUUUCCUUUCAAAUACUGUGUCAAAUUACCACAUGUUGCCUUCAGCCGCAGUGAUAUUAAUAUACAAAAAUCCAUCUAGAGGAGAGAGCUAUUAAAAGCACCUAUGUAAAGGUCCUUAAAUUUAAGAAUUAUCUAAAGAUAAUAUUCAAACUCCAUUUUUUGCAGGUCACAAGUUCUAAGAGUGAUGGGAAAGGGCUGGGUUUAUUUUUGUCAAUCAGUUAAUAUUUAUUAAGCACUAGACAAUGUGUUAAGCUCUGGGGAUACAAAAAAUGUAAAAUGCAGACAAUCCUUUUACAAAAUGCCGGGCUCUGUGCUAAGUUCUGGAAAUACAAAGAAAGAUAAAAGGCAGACAAUUUCUGUCCUUAAGGAACUUACACUCUAAUGGAGACCACAUGUAUAAACUAUAUAUACAUGUGUGUAACAUACUAUAUAUUACAUGUAUACAUACAUACAUAUAUAGGAUAAAUUGGAAAUAAUCAGCAGUGGGAAGAUGCUAGAAUGAAGAGGAUUGAGGAAAAGAAGUUGGGAUUUUUAACUGGGUCUUGAAGGAAUUUAGGAGGCAGAGAUGAAAAGAAGAACAUUUCAUGCUUAUAUAUAAUCACAAAAUAUUAAAAUUGUGAGUUUUAAAAAUGUGAGAUAAAUUUUAGACUUUGAGAAAAACUGGACUGUUCAAUUUAGACAACUUUCUUAUGCUCUCUGAAUCCUGGUUUUCUUUAUCUUUUAAAUGAAGGAGUUAGUUAAGAUAUCCUUUUGAAAUUUCAUCCUACUCUAAAUCUACGUACCUGCGGUCCUUCAUUUUCAAAAAGUUUGGAAAUAUUUUCACUGUUCAGUGCUGCUAUUGUUAAGUAGCACAGUUGUGGUCCUACACAGGUGGACUAUCAAUUUGCUAAUGCAUAUCAUCACUUGACAAAAAGAAUCAGAGGUGCAAUGUUAUUCCUGAAGCAAUGGGCUAUUAGCUGAUGCUGUUACUUAAUACACAGACCAUUUGAGUCUUUUGGGUAUACUAGCUAACUUCUUUGAGAACUCUCACACUUGUGUGCAAUUGUCGAAUCUGCCAUAGGAAGGCCAAAGCCAAUGAUAGCAGUCAUCAACUCUCCACACCUCCCUAUUUGAAUUCAUAUUUGAACAUAGAGAAAUGUGCUCAUCUGUCAUUGAGUUUAACUAAAGGCCCACACAUUUUGCAUGGGUCAUUAUUAUGAGAGAUUUUUACAGUGAUGUAAAUAAGUGUUAAAAAUGGUCCAAGUGAUUCUUAUCUUGCAAAAGACCCCCUACUUGGGGCAGUUAGAUGGCAAUGGAUAGAGCACCAACCCUGACAUUAGGAGGACCUGAGUUCAAAUAAGGCCUCAGAUAGUCAGAAGCUGUGUGAUCCUGGGCAAGUCACUUAACCCCUAUUGUCUCCUCCUCCCUAAAAACAAAACAACAAAAAUAACUCCUGCAGAAAGAAGGCCCUCUUCCCAAGGAUUUAUUCAGUGAUUUUAGUCAUGUCUGACUCUUCAUGACCCCUUUGGAAGGUUUUCUUGGCAAAGAGAUGGCUAUCAUUUCUUUCUCCACUUCCAAAGGAUGGCAACACAUUUUCCAUAAUGGACAUAGGGAUAAACUACCCCAAGAUUGAGACUCAGAAUUUGAGAUUUUGGAGGGCCUUCAGUAGUCAUUUAAUCUAAUCCAAAUACAAAAGGAAUCCCCACUACGUUAGCUAACAAGUAAUUAUCCAACCUAUUCUUUGAAGUCUUAAAGGUAUAAGAUAAGGAGAUACAAAACAAAAGGAUAAUCAUAACAGACAAAGGACAGUGAGAAGCAAAGGGAACUAGAAAUAGAGUGAUCUGUUCUCUUAUUUCUGAGCACAUUAAUUAAUUAAGCAAUUAAGCAUUCAUUACUUUUCUAAGAGUGCCUGGUACUGUCCUAGGUGCUGAGGACAAAUACAAUCAGCUAGUUCUAUCCUCAAGGAGACUUUAGUCUAUUUGGGGGAAUAGGGAAUACAAUAUCACUGUGAUGGGAUAGAGGUAGAGAGACUAAUAACUGGGGGGAUCUACACAGGUUUUUUGAAGUGAGCUAAAGGUUUCCAGAGACAGAGGUGAAGUGAAUGCUACAAUUAUACAGUAUAUCUGUACAAAGGCCCAGUCAUGAGAAAUGGAUUGUUUUGGAUAGAGAAUGGCAACUAAGUCAUUUUGGCUGGAGUAUGGAGUGGAUGGAAAGGAAUAGUAAUAUGUAACCAGCCUGGGAAGGUAGGCUAGAUCUAGUUUUUAUUGGACAUUCAGUGUCAGAGAGGGAUUUAUAUUUCCCCCAAAAAAAUAUUAGGGAACCAGUGAAGUUUUCUUAAACAAGGGAGUUACAGGGAGACCUGGCUAUAUGUGGAGACUGAAUUGGAGAGAAGAAAGCCAGAUGCCAGAAAAAUAAGUAGGAAGCCAUAGGAGAGAUGAUGAGAGCCUGCUAUAUCACUUUAAGAUCAUCCAUAUUUGAUCACUUCAUUAGACCCUGAGAGCAUCACUUUAUUGCAAGUAUUUGAUGUUUAUGAUGACUUUCAAGGUUAUAACUUUAAAAAUAAAUGGGUCUUUACCUAUGAUUCCACUGAGCAGAAAAUCCCCAAAUUAGAAACACUGUUGAUGCAGGUCAACAGCUCGUCCACAACUGCAUAAUAUAGUGGUAAGCAGGGGAUGGGGAAGUGGGAGGAAUGAGGAUGGACUAAGGAGUGAGUGUUAUGUCCAGGGUCACUGAGCUAGUAUAUGUCAGAAGCAGUUCCUGAACUCAGGUACUUCUGAUUCCAAGUGUGGCUCUCUAUCCACUAUACCAUAACGAUAUAGGAUUCUUUUAAGGUUUCAUGAUCAGAAUGAGUACACUCUAAAUCCAUUAGUAGGCAAGUCAAAUGCCCACAGUUGUGAUAAUUCCAGCUUUAAAAAUAUAUAUAUGUUAAGAUUAUCAAAGCUAAAAAGUUUGUAGUUGACCUUGGGGUUGAGUUCACUAUCUGUUAUGGAGAAAAUUAAAUCCUGUACCAUGUUCCCAAACCAAGCCACCUGCACUCCAACCAUUAUCCUCGUCUUGCCUUUCCUCCCUCCCCUAGAACCUUGGUCUCUCGAACCAUCUUAGCCUCUGAUAGGAGAGCCUUUGUCUUUUCUUUGUGUGGGAUUUAGGCCACCAUUUUCAAACCGUAAGAACCUUUUCUAAGCUUUCCCUUAUAUAUAUUUUUUCCUAACUAUUAGAAGGUAAAUUCCUUGAAGACAGAAACUGCUCUGUUUAUAUUUGUAUACCUAAGCUUUGGCACAGUUCUGACAGACACAUAGUAAGCACUUAAUAAAUGUUAUAUCUAUUUGUUGAUCUAUUUUUCUAACCUAUUUUAUCUAGUUUAUCUAAACCCCUGUCUCUAGGCAUCAGCUCAAUGUUCAUAGUAAUCAAGAAAAGAUUAAAUAAUGAUCUAUAGUCUAUUUAAGAAAGCAUGGAAGUAUAUGGUGCAUUUUUUGAAAAUAUUGUCAUCAAAAAAAGUUGUGAGUGCUUAAAAGGAUAAGCUUUAUAAAAUUCACUUAUGUAAAUAUCAGUAUUUGAUAAUGCCAAAUAAAUAAGGUGCUACUGUACUUUUGCCUUUUGGGGUUAUAAUCUACUAAAAGUCACAGCAAAACAAAACUAGAUCAAGCCUUCAUCCAUUUUUGGCAAUAUCUACAUAUAAUUCCUCUUAAAAUUCAAUUUAGUUUGAAUUCAGAGUUCAAAGUAAUACUUUAAUUCUCUAGAAUUCACUGCUAUCCUCAAGGAGUUUGCCAAAAUGAUUCCUUCAUUUCCCAUAGUACAUUUCCUAUUUCCUCAUUCCUCUCCUGCCAAAGCUCUACUUAAAAUUGUUCCCUUUGCACUGGAUAUGGCAUCACUUUCUAGAUUUCCUUUAAAAGGUCUUCAUUUUAUUAAAUUUUAUGUUUUUGAAUAAACAAAUUGAUUUUCUCUCUCCACCACUGGUUUAACCCUAAUCCUACCACCAUGGGAGUAGUAGCCCUUACAGUAAAUCUGUAUACUCAAACAAAUCAAAUUUCUUUCAAAAAAUAUGUUUCAUUCUGAAAAAAAAAUGUUUUUAAAGAUCCACUUCUAAAUUAUUUGGAAACAAUUAGACUUUUAAAAAAAAAUUCUUACCCUGUUUCCUCUACUUGUCCCUCUGGGCUACACUAGAAGUGUGGUAAUUAGGUAAGCAGACUACUAAUCUUUUGCUGUUUAGAUUUUCUAGAAUCUCAAAUAAUCCAAUACAUAAUGUUCAUUGAAAAGUUAACAUGACUAAUAAUUGGAAUCAACCUCAUUUGUAGGAAAAUAGUCCCAAGAAGCUCACGUGAAUGUUAUUCUUAUGUUGGCUUGUAUUAUAUCACUUAAAAACUUAUUUUUAUAUUUCAGUGUUUGUCAUAACACAAAUAUAGUGCAUAAUUUGAAUUUCCAUGUGUUCUGCUGAGGUUAGGCUGAGUUAUAUGCUUUUAUUUAAAAUAUACAAAAGCACUAUUUUUCCCUAGGUUGAGGAUACAGAUCCGCAAAUGCUUUAUACUACCAAAUAAUUUUCAGAGUACUUGCACAUAUAUUAUUUUGUAUGAUUCUCACAGCAAGCUUAUAAAAGUAUACCUUAUAAGGGUAGAUGAUCAUAGACUCAUUUUAUAGAUGAAAUUGAGGCACAAGAAAAAUCAAAUGCCUUGGCUAAAAUUAUAAAUCUAAUAAAUUCUCUGAAUCCUGUCUUCUUUCCAUUAACCUAUUUGUCCUCAUUUUUUCGUAUACAAAUUUUUCAUUUUCUGUCCUAAUCCACAGAGCCAGGAGAUGAUAUGAUGUUCAUGUAACAGAAACAUGUAGGCCAGGGCAGGCAAUAAACGGCCCUAAAACACAUCUCUUCUUUAUAUAUUAUGGUUGAGCACAUUUAAUUUUUGGAGAGUACCGCUUUAAGAGAUGAAGAUUUUCCUUUUUUGCCUUGAUCAGGGUAAACUUCCUGAAUCUGGAAUCUCAGUUCAUUCUCUAUAUCUCUUUUACUUAUUGCUUUGAAAUAAAAGAAAAGACCACAUGCAGUUAAUACCCAGGGAAUGUAGUAUGAACACGCUUUUACUGACUGUUGAUUUCUUUUUUUUUUUUUUUUUUUCGUUCUCCAGCUGAUCCUUAAUUUGGGAUGUGGAAUAAGAAUAGAAAGGAAGAAAAAGGUUAAUUCUCCCAGUCUUGCUAAUGUCCCAUUGACCCCUGGGUUCAGCACGGGCCCAACUUAGCACAGCAUGGACUCUGUUCUAGGGCCCGACUUUGGGUCUGAUUCUGGAACCAAUUUUCGUGUUCCUGGGCACAAAUCCAUAUACUAUUUUAUUGUUGUUGUUCACUUGUGUCUGGUUUUUUUGGUGGACCCCCCCCCCCCCAGGGUUUUCUUGGCAAAGAUACUUGAGUAGUUUGCCAUUUCCAUUUCCAGGGAGUCCCCAUUUUACAAAAUUGAGACAAAUUAAGUGACUUGCUCAGAGUCACACAACUAGUAAGUGUUUGAGAUCAAAUCUGAAUUCAGAACUUUCUGAUUCCAGACCAGUGCUCUAUCCACUGUACCACCUAGCUACCCCAUCAUGUACCAUAGAAUGGUUGAGAAGUCGUUUGUGCUUUCUGGGGCUAAUGUGAAACUUAGCUACUCCUGUUGCGUUCUAGUACAAAGCCCCUUGCUUCUCAGUAGUCUGUUUCCACAUCCAUGGCAUGUUGUUUGGGCUGUAACCAGAACAGAGAGGACACAGGCGUCUCUUUGCCUUACCAAUGUCUUUCUAUUUUUUAGAUUUCCACUUCUGAAGAGUCCUUUCACUUUUAUCCAUAAUGAUCACAUAACCAGAGUAGGAAGCCAUAUAUUUGAUGCCAUCUUUUUCCUAUUUCAUCCUUGCUUGAUGUUCUUUCUCUAGUAUUCGUUGUUCAGUCCUGUCUGACCCUCCAUGACUUUUUCUUAGCAAAGAUACUGGAAUGGUUUACCAUUUUCUUUCCCAGAUCAUUUUCCAGAUGAGGAAACUGAGGCAAACAGGGUCAAGUGACUUGUUUAAGGUUAUAUAACUAGUAAGUGUCUGAGACCAUCUGCACUUGAACUCAGGUCUUCCUGACUCUAGUUUGAUGCUCUAUUCACUAGGCCACCCAGAAUCUAAAGAGAUUAUUUCUUACCAACUCUGUUUGAGAGAAGACUUACUACUGCUUUUUUCCCCAGAGUCACUGUGAUCUAAGGCAGUGUGCUAAUUGGUUCUAAUUCCCUAAGUAAAAGAAAACAUAUACCUGAGGGGUUCAUAUUGUAACAAGCUUAGUAUUUCAAAGAGCUGAGCUUGGAAUUAUAGGUAAUGGGUUCAGAUCCUACCACCACUAUUUACUAUCCUGGGAAAAUCAUUUCCCCUGGGAGCCUUAUUUCUAAAAUAAGGGGUUGAACUAAGUGAUAGAUGUAAUGACCGCGUAUUUAAAGUCAGCCGGAGUCAGGAAUUCAGGUUAAGGGAAAAAUCUUCAAUAUUUAUUGAAGUGAAGAGGUGAAUAAAGAUUGCUAUAGCAAAUAUAGGCAAGAAAGAUUGCGAUAGCAAAUAUAGGCAGUUGCGACAGGAAGCCAGCUAAGAGAGAGAGACGCGAGCCGAGCCAACCAUGGCAAUGGCAGUCCCAAAAGCCUCCCCUCCCCUUCCUUUUCCACUCCCCUGCCUCCACCCACCAAAAUCGUCAUUUCCUAUACAACACAUCAGGACUUGCACAAAGAGUGGGUGGGGGCCAUUCUUUCUCCAAGCUUAUAUAUUAAUAGAGUAUGGUCCAAUUACUAUUUUGCCUCAUGUGCUUGGGACCUCAGUGCAUCAACUCAAGCCUCAGCCCAUUACAGAUAGAUAACAUUUUUUUUUCAGAAUCACAAUUCAAUUUUCUUUCUCUUUAAAUUGUGUAAUGGUAUACAUAUUUGUCUUUGCUAAAAAAUAAUUUUGGGGGAUGGCAAAUAGCAAAUUUUUGUGUUAUGUGAGCAUAUGUGAUGUUUUUGUUCUCUUUUCUAGUAUUAUGACCCAGAUUGAAAGUCUUUGAACAAUAAAAAUGUUUUCAUACUCAAAUCAUAAA
This is a messenger RNA of Antechinus flavipes (yellow-footed antechinus), 11497 nucleotides long. RefSeq names its product monoacylglycerol O-acyltransferase 1 (gene MOGAT1). Gene Ontology annotation, molecular function: diacylglycerol O-acyltransferase activity. The transcript has 6 exons. NCBI's taxonomy places the organism in Eukaryota, Metazoa, Chordata, Mammalia, Dasyuromorphia, Dasyuridae. Bases 3332 to 4339 code for a protein of 335 amino acids. The record is from RefSeq and is a predicted model, not a curated record. Gene Ontology annotation, cellular component: endoplasmic reticulum membrane. Gene Ontology annotation, biological process: diacylglycerol biosynthetic process; triglyceride biosynthetic process.